Papaver somniferum (opium poppy) is the source of this 2223-nucleotide messenger RNA. RefSeq names its product alpha/beta hydrolase domain-containing protein 17B-like. The record is from RefSeq and is a predicted model, not a curated record. Bases 181 to 1062 code for a protein of 293 amino acids. The transcript has 5 exons. NCBI's taxonomy places the organism in Eukaryota, Viridiplantae, Streptophyta, Magnoliopsida, Ranunculales, Papaveraceae.
GUUAUUCAUGUUUUGUUGUCAUUCUGGUUGAUUAAAUGGUCUGUAUGAAGGGAGAAAUGUUAAGAAAUUUUUUUUUUUCUUUUUUUGAAGAUUUAUGUUUAGAAUUUUUUUGGUAUUGUUAAUUUUCUGGAAAAAAACAGAGAAAAAAAGAGGUGAUUGUGAGUAGAUAGAUAGGUUUUAAUGGAAAAUGUAACGUCGAGCGUGGCUGCAAAAUUUGCGUUUUUUCCACCAGACCCACCAACCUAUGAUGUUUUUAAAGAUGGAGAAGGGAAGGUAGUAUUUUCAGAGGUUUCCGCUGAUAAAAAUAUGGAAUCUCAUUUGCUUGAUACCAAAGGGGGUAAUAAAAUUGUUGUCAGUUUUUGGAAACACCCUAUUGCUAGAUUUACUAUUCUAUAUUCUCAUGGCAACGCCGCUGAUUUGGGUCAGAUGCAAGAACUCUUCAUCGAGCUCAGAGCUCAUCUUCGUGUAAACAUCAUGAGUUACAAUUACUCAGGAUAUGGAGCCUCCUCUGGCAAGCCAUCUGAGUUCAACACAUACUAUGACAUAGAAGCGGUGUAUAAUUGCUUGAAGAGAAAUUAUGGAUUUAAGCAGGAGGAUAUAAUCCUGUAUGGCCAGUCUGUUGGGAGCGGACCUACAUUACAUUUGGCUUCACGUCUUCCUCGAAUCAGGGCUGUUAUCCUUCACAGUGUAAUACUUUCAGGCAUUCGGGUGUUGUAUCCUAUCAAGGUCACACUCUGGUUUGACAUAUUUAAAAACAUUGACAAAAUACGACAUGUAAAUUGCCCAGUUCUUGUUAUACAUGGGACUAGUGAUGAUAUCGUGGAUUGGUCUCACGGUAAGCGCUUAUGGGAAUUGUCCAAGGAAAAGUACGAUCCCCUAUGUAUUAAAGGUGGUGGACACUGUAACUUAGAAACUUAUCCGGACUUCAUCAAGCACUUGCGAAAGUUCAUGAAUGCAAUGGAGAAGCUUACAAUUGUAAAGCCACCAAAACAGAAUUCCACUUCAAACUCGACUAUCACUGAAUCAAAACACAAUAAGUGCUUGAGAUUUGGGAAAAGAUAACAGAUACUGCAUGUUAGUGUAUUUAUUUUCUUUUUCCAAAUAGGUGGGCCAUCGGGGAAUCCGCAGGAAAAGCAAGAGAAAACAUCCUCUCACUUGCUUCUUCCAGUAACCCAAGUUAAGGUUUGCAUGCUGCCUCUUCACAUUGGUUGUGUUCCAGAGAUAGAAAAUAAAAAAUUUGAUCACUGCAAAUUGAAAGCAACACUGAUUUCAAAGUCCAUGGGAAGGGUGAAAAGUUGUUUUACAAGAUCAGGAUUUAAAAGAUAUGUACCUUCAUUCCAUAGGUGGAUUUGAUGUAUAAAAUUGCAAUACUAGAUCAGAUUCAGAAUGAGAAAAGUGAAGGAGCAACAUCAUUCUAGAGAUCAUUUUUUCUUUACCAGUUGAUAACCAAACUUUAGUUUGUUGUGAUGGAGCAUCAAGAGGUAACUAUGGUUGAGCUUGUUAUGUUUACUAAACAGAAUCUACAAAGGAGACUUGUUUUUGCUAAAUCAGGAAGGUUGGGCAUUGCAACCAAUUUUAGUGCAAAAGUCAUGGUAGUUAUAUAUGUUUCUGAAUGGGCUGUGGAGUUUGGAGUUAGAAAUCUGCUUGUUCAUUUUGACCCGAAAUCUGCCAUUUCAAUUUAUUCUCUGAAAUGAUUCUUUGGUUCGUGAAAGCAAGAUGAAAUAAAAUCUGUAAAAUCUUGAGAAUAAUUCAGUUUGUGUAUACAUUUCGAGAAGUAAACUUCUUAGCGGAUAAAUUAGCUAAAAGAGGUGCAGAUAUGGAAAGAGGUGAGGAAAUUGUAUAUAUUAAUAAUUAAGCCUUCCUUUUUAUCUAGUUUAGAUUCACGGUCGAGAUGAACUAUCACAUCUACCGAUUAUAUGCUAAUGUUAAAAAACAUCGAACACAAUUUAAAUCCAUACUCAAUAUAUACUCGAGUUAAGAAUGAGUAUGAUUUCAUACUCGAUUGUUUCGUACUCCACACUUGAGUAUGAAAUACUCAAGUAAGCAAUUUCUUGCUUAUUGAAGUUAUUACAAAUGAUAGUAGAUUUUUGGACUUUUUGGUUCAAAUGAGUCGACAUAUGAGGAAGCUUAUGUGUUCUUGCUUCUUUAGCAAUUGAGUCUGCUGCUGCAUUAUGUUUCUUGUUGAUAUAUUGUUCUCGAGCUUGUGGAAGAUUUUGAAGAAUA